AUGCAAAGGUGGAAAGGGCUGUUGAUGGACGAAAAGGCGUUGGCAAUCAAGGAGAAGCGGGAUGCAGUCGAAGCGGUGGACACAAAGCCCGUCAUGAAAGCGAUCAUGUCGUCGUAUGAAGAGUGUGACGAGAAGCAGAUCUUGCCGGCCUUCUUUUUCGCGCUGCAUGUGUUUCGUCAAUACAACUAUUGGGGCCCCCUGCUGUCCGAGUCAGAUUGCUUGAUGUCAGUGGUUGGCCCGAUCUUGAAGGAAUUCAUGGCCGUUCAGCACGAGAUCAAGUUUACCAGUGCCAACGCUUGCACGCGAGUAGGGAAGGCGCGGAAGACGCAUCUGCAACAGAGUGGUCAGUCGCGUCAACCGGAUGUAAUUGGACUGACGGCGUCAAAUGAAGAAGUAUUUUAUGGUGAGCUCAAAGGACCGACCCCAAAGGCAGCGGCCGUCAACACGGAUGUGCUGCGUCUUGCCGUUUUCUCCAAAGACUCUCUCGAUCAAGUAAACAAGGUUCUUGUCCAAGGACCACCGAUCUUGACUUUCCAGACAGUGGGACGCGACGUCACGUUCUUUUUGGCGGCCAAGAUCAACAACACCAUUGUUCAUACCCGCCUGUCGUCUGUGAGAUUGCCAGCGUUGUUGAGCGAGGUGGAUGUGGAUCUUGACGUGUUCUUUCAUCUCUUCCAAGUCCAGUCCUUGGUCCAUGUCACAAGGGAUCGUCUUGAAAAGAGAAGGGCAGUGCCAGUGCAGGAUGCAGUGUUUCCAACACUAGGAACACCUGAAAGGAACGCGGCGCUGAAGAGUCCUAUUGUUUCUAGAAAAUAA
Messenger RNA from Linnemannia hyalina, 816 nucleotides. NCBI's taxonomy places the organism in Eukaryota, Fungi, Mortierellomycota, Mortierellomycetes, Mortierellales, Mortierellaceae. The record is from the annotation of a GenBank genome assembly.